This is a messenger RNA of Penicillium canescens, 270 nucleotides long. RefSeq lists its product as uncharacterized. The transcript has a single exon. The record is from RefSeq and is a predicted model, not a curated record. The coding region runs from base 1 to 270 and encodes 89 amino acids. Lineage: Eukaryota; Fungi; Ascomycota; Eurotiomycetes; Eurotiales; Aspergillaceae.
AUGUGUCAUGACCAGACCACGGUGCGCUGGAGGGGAGGGACUGGCGGCAACCUAGAAAUGGAAGCUGAAUUGACCAAGUGUCGCAGGAAUAAGACUGUAUGGCCGGAUUUCAAUGGGUUCAGUGCUAGUCUCAUGGUGGAGAUGUGCUUGAGUCGCGCUCGUGGACGCGAAGAUGUCGGGCGUGGACCCCUGCAUGUUCCCAAGAGCGGCAUCUUCGGUCAAUAUAAAAAGUCGCCCACGAAGGAUGCCUUCAGAACUUCAAGAGUCUGA